Messenger RNA from Rana temporaria (common frog), 3718 nucleotides. It is a transcript of the gene PFKL, whose product is annotated as phosphofructokinase, liver type. Gene Ontology annotation, biological process: fructose 1,6-bisphosphate metabolic process; canonical glycolysis; fructose 6-phosphate metabolic process. The transcript is spliced from 22 exons. Gene Ontology annotation, cellular component: membrane; cytoplasm; 6-phosphofructokinase complex. The record is from RefSeq and is a predicted model, not a curated record. Gene Ontology annotation, molecular function: 6-phosphofructokinase activity; fructose-6-phosphate binding; identical protein binding. Lineage: Eukaryota; Metazoa; Chordata; Amphibia; Anura; Ranidae. The coding region runs from base 166 to 2508 and encodes 780 amino acids.
GUGCCUCAGCACACUCCCACAGCUGGCGGUUCUGUGAGGAGGGGCGAAGGUCGCUCCAAUAGGAAGCAGCACGUCAGGCACGCACAUUUCUGUACAGAGCUCUGCAUCCAGACUGAGGGUCUCCUCAUCUCUAUCAGCGUACAGAGGGGAGAGAUACACAUCACUAUGGCUGCACCGGACCUAGAAAGUCUCCGCAUGUCCGGAACGGGGAAAGCUCUGGCCGUCCUGACCAGCGGGGGAGAUGCACAAGGAAUGAAUGCUGCAGUUCGUGCUGUUACUCGCAUGGGUAUUUAUGUUGGUGCGAAGGUUUUUCAUGUAUAUGAGGGCUAUGAAGGAUUGGUUGAAGGAGGCGAUUGUAUCAAGCAAGCAAACUGGCUAAGUGUAUCCAAUAUAAUCCAGUUGGGAGGAACUAUCAUUGGAAGUGCCAGAUGCAAAGCAUUUACCACUCAUGAAGGCCGUCUGGCUGCAGCCCAUAACCUUGUGCAACAUGGCAUAACAAACUUAUGUGUCAUUGGUGGAGAUGGCAGUUUAACAGGAGCAAAUAUUUUUCGAAAGGAGUGGAGUGGUCUGCUUGAGGAGCUUGUUAAAGAAGAAAAAAUAACAGAAGAUGUUGCUGCAAAGUACUCUCAUUUGAAUAUUGUUGGUCUUGUUGGGUCAAUUGACAAUGACUUCUGUGGUACAGAUAUGACCAUUGGGACAGAUUCAGCAUUGCACAGAAUUAUGGAAGUAAUUGAUGCAAUCACAACUACUGCUCAAAGCCAUCAACGGACGUUUGUGCUAGAAGUGAUGGGGCGGCAUUGCGGAUAUCUAGCCUUAGUAUCUGCCUUGGCAUCAGGAGCCGACUGGCUUUUAAUUCCAGAGUGUCCGCCUGAUGAAGGAUGGGAGGAUGUCAUGUGUUCAAGACUUGGAGAGACUCGAAGUCGAGGUUCAAGGUUGAAUAUCGUUAUUAUUGCAGAAGGAGCUAUUGAUCUCAAUGGGAAACCAAUUACCUCUACUUAUGUGAAAGAUCUGGUUGUAAAACGCCUGGGAUUUGAUACCAGAAUCACAGUUCUUGGACAUGUACAACGAGGAGGAACUCCAUCAGCAUUUGAUCGUGUCUUGAGCAGUAAGAUGGGUAUGGAAGCAGUUAUUGCGUUGAUGGAAGCAACACCUGAAACUCCAGCCUGUGUUGUAAGCCUGUCUGGCAACCAGUCUGUGCGACUGCCAUUGAUGGAAUGUGUUCAAGUGACAAAGGAUGUACAAAAAGCUAUGGAGGAGCAGAAAUUUGAGGAAGCAAUCCAGUUAAGGGGAAGGAGCUUUGAAAAUAACUGGAACAUAUACAAACUUCUUGCACACCAAAAACCGCCAGAAGAGAAGAGUAACUUUAGUAUGGCAAUCUUAAAUGUUGGUGCACCAGCUGCAGGAAUGAAUGCAGCUGUUCGGUCUGCUGUACGAAUUGGAAUUUCUCAAGGUCACAAAGUCUUCAUAGUGUAUGAUGGAUUUGAAGGCCUCUCAAAAGGACAGAUUCAGGAAGUCAGCUGGCAUGAUGUUGCUGGAUGGUUAGGACGCGGUGGUUCAAUGCUAGGGACAAAAAGAACAAUUCCAAAGACUUGUCUACCCCAGAUUGUAGAAAACAUUAGAAAAUAUAACAUCCAGUCUCUCUUGGUUAUUGGAGGGUUUGAGGCUUAUGAAGGAGUGUUGCAGCUGGUUGAGGCUCGGGAACAAUAUGAGGAACUUUGUAUGAUUAUGUGCGUCAUUCCUGCAACUAUCAGCAACAAUGUUCCUGGCACUGACUUUAGUAUUGGCUCGGAUACAGCUGUCAAUGCUGCCAUGGAGAGCUGUGACCGUAUUAAACAAUCUGCUUCUGGAACAAAGAGGCGUGUGUUCAUCGUAGAAACUAUGGGUGGAUACUGUGGCUACCUUGCUACAGUGACAGGAAUAGCUGUUGGUGCUGAUGCUGCUUAUGUUUACGAAGACCGGUUUAACAUCCAUGAUCUUAAGUCUAAUGUGGACCACUUGACCGACAAAAUGAAGACUGAUAUUCAAAGAGGACUUGUGCUGAGGAAUGAAAAAUGUCACGACUACUACACCACAGAAUUUCUGCAUAAUCUCUAUUCAUCCGAAGGAAAGGGUAUUUUUGACUGUCGAACCAAUGUGCUUGGGCACCUACAGCAGGGUGGUUCCCCAACCCCUUUUGAUCGCAAUUAUGGAACAAAACUAGGAGUCAAGGCUGUACUAUGGAUUUCUGAAAAACUGAGAGAGUCUUAUCGCAGGGGGCGAGUAUUUGCUAAUUCCCCGGAUUCUGCUUGUGUAAUUGGUCUCAAGAAGAAAGUUGUAGCCUUCACAUCUGUAUGCGAACUAAAAAAAGUUACAGACUUUGAACACAGAAUGCCAAAGGAACAGUGGUGGCUGAAGUUGCGCUUGCUGCUGAAGAUGCUGGCCAACUACCAAAUAAGCUUAACAGAAUAUGUUUCAGGAAAGAUUGAGCAUGUUACACGGAGGACUCUAAGCAUAGAAAAGGGCUUUUAAUGCACCAGGGAUUUGGUUUUCUGUUCACCUAAGCAAAUAUAGACAUUUUAAAAAUUCAUCGUAAAAUAACACAAGUGUUUCUAAAACAUUGAACUACUAUAAUUAAAUGAUUAAGACAGUGUGCAGUGUUCUAUAUAGUUCAUCCAUACACAUAACAAAUUGUUUCCUUAGCAGACAAUGGAAGCCUUUUAGCUAAGAGUUUCUUCAGAUCUCUGUAAACUUGUGCAAAUAUUUCGUGAAAUGGAUCAACCAUUUGACCAAUAAACACAUUUUAUAUUGAAAAAACUACAAUUUGAGGUUGGAUAUUUUUAGUUUAGGAAGGUAUUGAUUGAUUUUACUGGAAAUAAAAGGAAUAGCUAUAAAUUGAUGCACAUUAGUGCAGUGUGAGGAAUCGUUAGCCAUGUUGGGUAGUUAAAGAUAACCCCUCACCAUAAUGCCAUAUUAAUUUGUCCCAUCUUUUUUAUAACAUAUUUCAGUCUACAAUACUUGUGUUUAAACCACAUAAGGACAUUUUACAAUUGAAGAAAACUAUUUUUGGCUGUAUAGAGAGAACACAACAUUUUUUAGUUGUGCGCUGCUUUUGCUUUGGUCCCAGUAAGAGUAUUGAAACCUGCCAUUUAACAUGAUCUCUGAUGUUUUUUAUAUCGGCUUAUAAAGUAGGAAAGAAGGUCGUUUUACUGUGCUAUACCACGAAAAUUAAAGAUGUAUAGUAUAAGACAAUGUUUCUCAACGUUUUUUCAGUCCAGGCACCCUUUAAAAAUGUUCACACUCUUGGGACACCCCAUUCUGAAAAAAGCUAAACCAAUAAGUUUACAUAACGCAACAGCAUCCACACACAUAGGACACCCAACAUUAGAGGUGAUUUAUUCUUCCAAAGCAAAUACAUCUUUGCACACUGGUACUGACUAAGAUUCCAAUGUUUCUCUUCUCCCCCAGUUUCUCUUGCUUACUUAGCUAAUGUGACACCAAUACUGAUGGAGGGAGGUACAGAAGGGGCAAACAAAGAUGCUUUGUAGGCGCCUGAUGGCGUCAUUAGUUGUUAGGAUGUCAGCGGCUAGAAGGUUGUAAUGUUACACAAUGAAAACCUGUGGCUUUGUGUAAAUGCAGGCUUGAUCCACCCACUGCCUUGUGGGUAAUUUCUUUGUAAUUUUGCCAAGGCACCCCUGAGGAAACCUAAAGGCAGCCCUGGUUGAUGGGGGGGGGGGGGGGG